Paracoccidioides lutzii Pb01 is the source of this 2367-nucleotide messenger RNA. Its product is annotated as sugar transport protein. Gene Ontology annotation, molecular function: carbohydrate:proton symporter activity. The transcript has 6 exons. Gene Ontology annotation, cellular component: membrane. Bases 1 to 2367 code for a protein of 788 amino acids. Gene Ontology annotation, biological process: transmembrane transport; carbohydrate transport. The record is from RefSeq and is a predicted model, not a curated record.
AUGCUUGUCGGUCAACUCAUUUUCGUCGGAUCCGUCCCUUUUGGGGCUUCUCUCUCCCGACCCAACGUUGUUGGUACCUACAUCACACUUCACAUUCCACUCCACCUCGUCCUCUACCUCCUCUAUCGUUAUUCAACCUCCUUUGUCUUUCGUAGGGCUGCUCCGGCCGGCCCUCUCACCACCGUCACGAUUUCAUCCUCAACUCCCCCCAAUACCUCCAACUCGAUUUCCCUCCGGUCCCUAUCUCCUCAUUCCCGGCCCUCGCCUGAUCCGCCUGCCUCGCUGCACGAAUCCUCACGCGAGAAAGAGGGCAACCGGCGGUUCGCUAAGUUCUCUCCCUCCCCAACCCCAUCUGCCACAGACUCCGACUUCUCCGUCUGGUCCGAUUCGGGUGAUUUGGCUGAACAGCUCGCCAACGAAGAAGAUCCCCUUCAAAUUCAGCUUCGUCGCUCUCUUGAUCAUCAGGUUUUUGGUAGAACUGGCUUCCGCUCCCGCGGGAAACGCUCAAAACGGAUCAACCACCAGACGCCUGGCCACCCUCACGGGCACAACCACCUCGAACUCGACCACAACCGCGCUGGCCUUCUCAAGGAGAUCAUUAUCCCUUCCCCUUCCCCUCGCACUGUUUCCAGGGCGGAAAAAAUAUUAACCAUCAUCAUGUCACCUGGAAACAUCCACAAGGUCCAGGCCAAGGGUUUGGUGGGCAAACCAUUGCUAUAUUUCACGAGUGUCUUUGUAUCGUUAGGUGUCUUCCUUUUUGGAUAUGAUCAGGGAGUCAUGUCGGGCAUUAUCACGGGUGCCGACUUCAAAGACUAUUUUAACCAACCCACGCGGGCGGAGAUUGGUACCAUGGUUGCUAUUCUAGAAGUCGGGGCGUUUAUUUCAUCUCUCAUCGUCGGAAAAAUUGGUGAUAUUAUCGGUAGAACUCGCACUAUCCUCUACGGAUCCAUCGUGUUUUUCAUUGGAGGCGCUCUCCAGACAUUCGCUACAGGGAUUCCUAUGAUGCUGGUUGGUCGUAUCAUUGCGGGUUUGGGUGUAGGUGCCUUAUCUACCAUUGUGCCUGUUUAUCAGUCUGAAAUAUCUCCUCCGCAUAAUCGAGGCAAGCUGGCUUGUAUAGAGUUCACUGGAAACAUUUGUGGUUACGCUGCCAGCGUGUGGGUAGAUUAUUUUUGCAGUUUUAUCCCAAACAAUUAUGCUUGGCGGUUACCACUGGCGUUCCAAUGCAUUAUGGGUGCUUUUUUGGGUGUUGGGUCUCUUAUUAUCUGUGAAUCUCCUCGAUGGUUGCUAGACAAUGAUCAUGAUGAAGAAGGAAUGGUUGUAAUCGCCAACCUCUAUGCUGAGGGUGACCUUCACAAUGACAAAGCCCGCCAAGAAUAUCGAGAAAUUAAAAUGGGGGUUUUACUUCAGAGACAAGAGGGCGAACGGUCAUAUGCAGAAAUGUUUCGCCGCUACGGCAAACGUGUUUUUAUCGCAAUGUCGGCCCAGGCGUUUGCUCAACUUAAUGGAAUUAACGUCAUCUCGUAUUAUGCACCACUGGUGUUCGAAUCUGCAGGCAUGAUGGGACGCAAGGCAAUUCUCAUGACAGGUAUUAACUCACUCAGUUACCUGGCAUCGACUAUUCCGCCAUGGUACCUUGUCGACUGCUGGGGACGACGACCAAUUCUGCUCUCCGGCGCCGUGGCAAUGAUUAUAUCUUUGUCAUUUAUCUCUUAUUGGCUCUAUCUUGAUAUUAAGAGCACCCCGAUCCUUACCGUUAUCUUUGUCAUGAUAUACAAUGCUGCAUUUGGUGCUUCGUGGGGCCCAAUUCCAUGGCUAUACCCACCGGAAAUUCUACCACUGAGUAUUCGAGCGAAAGGAGCGAGUUUGAGCACUGCAUCGAACUGGGCGUUUAAUUGGCUUGUGGGAGAAUUGACCCCAGUUUUGCAAGAAGCCAUCAAAUGGCGUUUGUAUUUGAUGCAUGCUUUCUUCUGCGCGGUCAGUUUUGUUCUAGUGUAUUUCGUAUACCCCGAAACCAGCGGUAUUCGUCUGGAGGAUAUGGAUACAGUUUUCGGCGAUGGAACCUCAGCUCCAACACCCCCCACCCCCGCUGAACAGGAUGUGCUCAUAGGCGCUGGAUCGCCGAUUCCCUCUCUUGAUCUUCGAAGAUCACACGAUGACCAUCACGGCGCCGAUUAUGGAAUUCCAGAACUGGACCUCAACCCGAUUGAAUCAAGCAGUAAGCCAGUUCCAUCUGGCACUGUAGAGCGAUCUUAUCGCGGCGAAGGAAUCCGUGGUUGGAUAUCCAGCAUGGUUGGGCGAGGGACUAGCUCUGGAAACAAGGGUGAUCAAGGGCGAUAUAGUCGCCUUGACCAGGAUGAGGAAAGGUAG